AGAGAGAAAAAUGGAGAAAAAAAAAACCACAACCAAUGUUUUAUUAGUUAUGUUUUUCAAUAUUCAUCACGAACUCAUAUAACCUUGCAAUUUAGUACAAUUAAAUUGAAGCUUUUUCGUGGUUGUCUUACCAAUCAAUCCAUUGGCUGAGUUGACACCCGAGUUAAGGGCGACAUCGGUAGAUGACUCGGAAUUUUCAUUCCCAAUUCCCUUUUCAAAUUCUAUAACCUUCGUCACCACGAACAAUUUACAAUAGAUACGAAACCAAGAUCAGGGUCUUCUUAAAUUUCUUUCUAUCUUUCUUUUCCCCUUCAUUGGAUGAGCUAUCAGUUCUACAUUGGAUUGCAGCAUUUGGGUACGUAAAUCGGGAAGCGAUCUUGUUUUUAAAAAUUGUUUAUUGGGUUGGAGCUAUUGGAGGACGGAUUUGAUGGAUUCGACGUCAAACCAAACCGAGUUUGAUUACUUGUUCAAAUUGUUGAUGAUUGGGGACUCUGGGGUUGGAAAAAGUAGUCUGCUUUUAAGUUUCACUUCCGAUAACUUUGAAGAUCUCUCACCGACUAUCGGUGUGGAUUUUAAGGUAAAGUAUGUUACUGCUGGGGGUAAAAAGCUGAAGCUUGCAAUUUGGGAUACUGCUGGGCAGGAGAGAUUCAGAACACUGACUAGUUCAUACUACAGAGGUGCUCAAGGGAUCAUUAUGGUUUAUGAUGUAACGAGGAGAGAUACAUUUACAAACCUUUCUGAGGUAUGGGCAAAGGAAAUAGAUCUAUAUUCAACAAAUCCAGAUUGCAUCAAGAUGCUUGUUGGAAACAAAGUUGAUAAGGAAAGUUAUAGGACAGUAACCAAGAAAGAGGGAAUUGACAUGGCUAGGGAAUAUGGUUGUCUUUUUAUAGAAUGCAGUGCCAAAACUCGAGUUAAUGUACAGCAGUGCUUUGAAGAACUUGUUUUAAAGAUUCUUGAUACGCCCAGCCUUUUAUCUGAAGGCUCUAAAGGAGUGAGAAGGAACAUCUUCAAGGAAAAGCCUCCACAGUCUGAUGCAUCCGCGAGCAGUUGUUGCUGAAAUUGAUUCAUUGUCUCUAACUACAUUUGCUGGUUGUUUCUAAAUUGUUGUAAAACUACAGUAGAGAAGCAUGGUGUUAUAGCUUUUAUUUGUCUCUCACAAAUUACCUUACAAAUUGGAAAGGGUGGUCUUGUCUUCUUGCUGGCUUUCUUGUACAGGGAAAAUUUGAAAUGAAAAUCUAUGAUACAUGAUUUCAGUCUUUCUUUUCUUUAA
Cucumis melo (muskmelon) is the source of this 1270-nucleotide messenger RNA. RefSeq names its product ras-related protein RABC1-like. Gene Ontology annotation, molecular function: GTPase activity; GTP binding. The record is from RefSeq and is a predicted model, not a curated record. The transcript is spliced from 7 exons. Bases 428 to 1057 code for a protein of 209 amino acids. NCBI's taxonomy places the organism in Eukaryota, Viridiplantae, Streptophyta, Magnoliopsida, Cucurbitales, Cucurbitaceae.